AUUUAUUAAUGGCAACGAAGACGCAAUGCGUUAUCAAAAGUGUAGGUUUUAAAUAAUUUAUUUUCUGUAUAAUCAAGACAUUCAAGAUAUAUUUAUUAAUAUUGACGUUCGCAAGGAAAAUAUAAGUGAAGUAGUUCAAUUAAAAUAAUUUAUUGAAUCAUAUGUACAAAUAUUCUUUUGAAAUAUUCUUUUUAAAAUUCUACGCAUUUAACGGAUAUCGAUCUUAAUACUUCCGGUAAUGGAAUCCCCAAAUUGAUGAAUUUUAUUAAAAAUUUGUAUUUCAGAUAAACGUGUAAUAUUUAUCAGUAGAUAUAAGUUCUAAAUAACAAAACAAUUACAAUUAAUGAUAACAUAAUACAAUGUUUUUACUUAUGUACUUAAAUUCCAGCAGUAUGUUCUAAUUGAUCGAUAAAAUACAUCGAUACUUUAUAUUUAUUUAAAAUAAUAAAAUUAAUUUAUAAGUCGGCCGGCAUUUGAGAUUGGGCGCAUCGAAAGAAACAAUGAAAGUUUGAACGUGUGAUUGUGUAAGGGAAGUUGAACUGGGAGAGGGUUACAAUAGUUUACAAUAAUGGAUAAUUGUAUUUUAUAAUAUCAUUAAAUUUCGUCGUAAUAGAACUGUGAUGUGUUGAUUCGUUUACACCGAAAUGACUAUCGACAGGUUGCAUGUUACUUGCGAAAAGUAACGGUAUACUUCUGGAGCUUUCACGUCGAACGCCAUCUAAUUUGUGAGUUUGGAUUCACGUUUUACAGGAAAGGCUCGUCAUUGCGUGUAGAGACGAGUAUUAUUUCGAGUUCACAUUAUGGGGUUCGAUGUGAACCGAUUUCAGGGCGAAGUUGACGAAGAACUUGUUUGCCCGAUAUGUUCCGGAGUUCUAGAGGAUCCUGUCCAGUUUGGCUUAAAGACUGGUAGGUGAGCAAUAUGUUACAGGCACCUGUAUGUGAACAUGCCUUUUGUCGUACGUGCAUUAAUGAAUGGAUAAACAGACAACCUACCUGCCCCUUGGAUCGUACACCAAUCACAUCUGCUCAGCUCAGAGCAGUUCCAAGAAUUCUUCGAAAUUUGUUGGCUCGUCUGUGCAUUAGUUGUGAUAAUAUUAUGUAUGGAUGUCAAGUAGUAGUCAAGCUUGAUAGUUUAGUGUCACAUUUGGAGCAAUGUGAAUAUAACCCUAAGAGACCGAUGCUUUGUGAACAAGGAUGCAGUCUCAUCAUUCCCAAGAAUGAACUAAAAGAUCAUAAUUGUGUAAGAGAACUUAGAAACAUCAUACAUUCUCAACAACAAAAGCUAGCUGACAUGAAGCGUGAAUUAGGUGAACAGCAGCUUCAAAUAAAUGAGCAUAAAAGGGAAAUACAUCUUCUAAAAGAUUUUAUGAGAGCUUUGAGAGUUUCAAAUCCUGCAAUGCGAGCUAUUGCUGAUCAAAUGGAAAGGGAUGAAGUUGUAAGAUGGUCUGCUACUCUUCCCAGAGCAAGGGUGACCAGAUGGGGAGGAAUGAUUUCCACACCCGAUGAAUUGUUACAGACAAUGAUAAAGAGAACUUUGUCAGAAUAUAAUUGUCCACCACAUGUGAUCGACGAACUAAUGGAGAAUUGUCAUGAAAGAAAGUGGCCUCCAGGCUUAAAUUCUCUUGAAACAAGACAGAAUUCUAGACGCCAGUAUGAUAAUUAUGUUUGCAAAAGAGUUCCAGGAAAGCAAGCAGUGUUAGUUCUUUAUUGCGAUAAUACACACAUGCCAGAAGAUAUGAUGGUUGAACCUGGAUUAGUGAUGAUUUUUGCACAUGGCAUAGAAUAAAAUUUUAUACCAAUGUUCUAUGCAUGCCAAGAUAUUUUAAAAUUCAUUUAUUCUGUUGUUUGUUAUAUUCACCAUGAUUAAUAUUCAAGGUGUAUGGAAUAUCUUUGUACUUAUGUGCAGAUACUAGGAUAUUCGCAUAACGUAUCUUGCAAUUACUAAUGCAGGAUAUUUUUUCAAAAGUAUUGAAAUGAACAAACGACAUGCCUUUUGUGAUAAACAAUUGUACAGACACAAUUGCCACAAACAAAAAUCUAAUUGAAUGUCUGGAUCUUUACACUGUGAUAUACUAUUUCAUUGAGAAAGUUCCUGAAAUUGCGUGAUAAAUAGUAACCAGGUUUUAGUUGGCUUGAAUAAUUCAUUGUACCUUCCUUUCUAUGAAUCUGAGUUUCUCUUCAUGAGAUUUGAUAAACCAACUAUUUGUCAACUAUUUCAGGAAAGUUUUUACAUAUAUAGAAGUCUGUAAGUGUUUUAUUAUAAUGCUUUAGACAAAUAAGAAACAAAAAACAUAGAAAUUAUCAAUAUGGUAAUUACUACUAUUAAGGUUUAAAUGUGUUUUGGAGGAUGAGUAUCAGAUGUUAGAGAAAAGAAUGAUUACUUUUUGUCUAAACGUUAUUUAUAUGAUUUUAAUAAAAACUUUUAAAAAUGCA
Messenger RNA from Osmia lignaria (orchard mason bee), 2433 nucleotides. RefSeq names its product E3 ubiquitin-protein ligase NRDP1 elgi (gene elgi). Lineage: Eukaryota; Metazoa; Arthropoda; Insecta; Hymenoptera; Megachilidae. Gene Ontology annotation, molecular function: ubiquitin protein ligase activity; metal ion binding. Gene Ontology annotation, cellular component: plasma membrane signaling receptor complex. Gene Ontology annotation, biological process: protein ubiquitination; regulation of canonical NF-kappaB signal transduction. The record is from RefSeq and is a predicted model, not a curated record.